CGGCGUUAUCAACCAGGCCACAGUGCCGUUUGAGCUCAAAAGCCGUCGCUUUGAGAAUCAAGGAGCCAAUCAGAAUCCAGACGAGCCUGCCAUGACCGACUACGUGGUCGUGACCCCGGCGCCGCUGAGCGUCGACGACGCUGUCCGGCAUGUCGAGCAUGCGAGCGCGGGUGCGAUCUCGACCUUCAUUGGCACGACCCGCGACUCGUUCAAUGGCAAGGUCGUCGAGUACCUCGAGUACGAAGGGUAUGUGCCGAUGGCCGAGAAAGAGCUCUUGGCGAUUUGCGCGUCGAUCCGGCGGCAGUGGCCUGGCGUCGUGGGCGUCGCGAUGAUGCAUCGGUUGGGCGUCGUGGCGGUCGGCGAGGCGAGCGUGGUCCUUGCUGUCUCGUCGCCGCACCGCCGCGAGGCGCUCGAGGCGGUGGCCUACGCGAUCGACACGCUCAAGGCCCGCGUGCCGAUCUGGAAGCUGGAAAAGUACGCUGGCGAUUCGCGCAUGUGGAAGGAAAACCCCGAGUGGCGAACCAUGACUCCCAUCGAGUAGCGAAGCACCUCGUCAUUACCACAGGAUAUGUGCAAACUGCCUUAAAGACGAUGCAAUACCAGUGCUAGUAGUAGUUGGUCGAGAGAUAGAGCAUGA
Messenger RNA from Saprolegnia diclina VS20, 637 nucleotides. RefSeq names its product molybdopterin converting factor, subunit 2. The transcript has 2 exons. Gene Ontology annotation, biological process: Mo-molybdopterin cofactor biosynthetic process. Gene Ontology annotation, molecular function: molybdopterin synthase activity. The coding region runs from base 92 to 541 and encodes 149 amino acids. Gene Ontology annotation, cellular component: cytosol. NCBI's taxonomy places the organism in Eukaryota, Oomycota, Saprolegniomycetes, Saprolegniales, Saprolegniaceae. The record is from RefSeq and is a predicted model, not a curated record.